Aureobasidium namibiae CBS 147.97 is the source of this 1884-nucleotide messenger RNA. RefSeq lists its product as uncharacterized. Gene Ontology annotation, molecular function: single-stranded DNA binding. Gene Ontology annotation, biological process: DNA-templated transcription. The coding region runs from base 1 to 1884 and encodes 627 amino acids. Gene Ontology annotation, cellular component: RNA polymerase III complex. The transcript has 2 exons. The record is from RefSeq and is a predicted model, not a curated record. NCBI's taxonomy places the organism in Eukaryota, Fungi, Ascomycota, Dothideomycetes, Dothideales, Saccotheciaceae.
AUGGCCGAGCACUAUUCGCAGCUUUGCGCUCUCCUGGUCGACGAGUCCUAUGGUCAACUCUCGGCCCACGUCUUUCGCACUCUUGCUCUCUGGGGCCGUGUCAACCUGCAGACCCUGAUCUCCAACGCCCAGCUCUCUCCUCGCCAUGUCAAAUACGCUCUGAGUGUUCUCAUCCAGCAACAUCUGGUUCUCCACUCGUCUGCCGCCGGUAGUGAUCCGCAAACCUUCUACGAAGUCGACUGGAAUGGCGCAUACAACUUGAUGCGCUCUGGAAAGAUCAUCAACAUUGUUCAAUUACGCUUUGGUGAAGCUGCCGCCCAGCUCGUCUCCAAUUUGCUUCAACUUGGUCACGCACGUGUCGGAGAUCUGGAGGAUGCCUACAAGUUUUCCAAGAACUCUGGACAUGCAGUGGAUACCGAAGCUGAGCACAUCAAUGGCGAGGGCAUGCCUGCGCAAAGAGGCCUCAAGAAGAUCAGCACGCCCGAACAACUUCACUCCAUGUUGUGCAGGCUUCUCGAAGCUGGGUUCCUGACAAGAGUUCGCCCGUCUACCUUUCUAUCCCCCGCCGAUUCCCACAACGAAGCCGAUCUUGUCGUCAAACGCGAGCAAUUCCCCGAUGGAAAGGUCACUGGUCCCAAGGCAAAGGUUGUGUACGAGCAGGCUCUAAGAGAUCUGAAACGAAAAUGGAGGGAUGCUGCAGAGGACGCUGUUACUGGUGUGAAAAAGGCCCCCAAAAGAGCCAAUGGAUAUGGUCCAUCCGCCAAAAGAGUAAAGAUGAACGGAGGUGCGGCAAACGGAGUGGGCACAUACGGCGCUGAAGACGAAGACGAUGUGACCAUGGACAAGGAUAUGGUCUUGAAGGUCAGCUGGGAUAAAUGCAACGUUGCGUUGCGUAGUCAGGCCCUACAGAAUCUGGCUGCAAAGUCUAUCGGAGAUGUCACAGCUCAUGUCUAUGGUGCAUUACUCGAACUGCUGGAAAGAAAGUGUCCAAGGUGCUACGACGAGCUUGCCGUCUAUACAGACGACGCCGACGAAGAAGCUGCUCAGCCCACUUCUACCACACUCGAAAUCACAGACAUUUUGGACUCUACCAUCGACCUGGCAUCUACGCUGUCCAAUGGCGACGACGACGAUUACGACCUAGAAGAUGACGACGUACCGAAACGAGAAAACGGCAACGACAGAUUCAAGGGCGGUGCCUCUGCCUUUGCCGACCGCAACCAGCGCUUGACAUUAGUCGAACAACACAUGGCUAUCCUGGCCGAACACCCACACGGCUUUGCCCAAAAAGUCAGCACCCGCGGUAAAGGAGAGUGGAGAGUCAACUUCCCAGCACUCGUCCGCUGGAUGCAACGUAACGAAGUAGAGCAAGUCAUCAAUGCCGGCCACGGCAGUAUCGCCACACGCAUCGUGCGCAUGCUGCAUUCGAAAGGAAAACUCGACGAAAAGCAAGUCGCCAACUUCUCGCUCAUGCGCCAAAAGGACAUUCGCAGCAUCUUGACCGCCAUGCACGAGCAUGGCUAUGUCGAAGCUCAGGAAGUCCCCAAAGACAAUUCGCGCCAGCCUAGCAGAACUCUGUUCUUGUGGUACUUUGAACCCGACCGCUGCCGUCAAAUGCUGCUGCAACACACCUACAAAGCACAAGCUCGCUUGAUCCAACGCAUGCAACACGAAAAGGACGUCGUCAGCGAAGUCAUCCAGAAAGCCGAACGUCUGGAUGUCAUUGGCCACGAGGACGAAUACCUGACUGCGGGCGACAAGCAAGUUCUGCGCACCUGGCGCGAGUUUGAAGAAAAGCUCUUGACUCAACUCGCUCGCCAGGACGAUCUCGUUGCCUUGUUACGCGACUUUUUGCCUGAUGUUCGCAAUGCUGCUUCGGCUUGA